CCGACCCACGUGCUCACUCGCUCCCCCUCUCGAAAAUCAAAACUCCCGCCGCCCUUGAGAGUCGAAACCGCUCUCCCCAUUCCUUCUCUCCCACAUCCCCACGACCACUCUGCGUUUGAGGUGUCAACCAGCAUUACACGACCACUCUCCUCUUCCGGUGCCGUGUACGGUGUACCCCUUCUCCACCUGUGACGAUUCCUCUAUUUCUGGUGUGAACCCACGAGCCCCCUCUUUGUGGACUGGUUUUGGACAACGACCCACUGACAGAGAUGGUGCGAACCCCACUGAAAGGGUCCUGAAGAUACAUAUUCCCAAUUAUGACUAUUUCCCCGCACAGUAUUCCGUGUGUUCAUACUUUAGAAAUGCGGCGAAGUGGGUACAAAACACUUAUCUCCAACACAAACGGAGAUGUUGCGCGCUUUACCAUGGGUCCAUCUUGUUGACGUCCCACAUAUACAAUUCUCCGGGCAAAUCUUUCACAUGUUGGCCUUAAACCUAGUGCAGGAUCAACCCGAUGAUGAGCUCUGGUUUGACAUUGAGGGUAGACUCUUGAAGUUUACUUAUGUGGAUUUUUGUCACAUAAGUGGAUUACCAGCAGGUGCUGAAUGAGUAGUUGCUGCAUCUGAGGACGAAAAUGAUGGAGAUGAUUCAGGAGACGAAUCUGGCGAAGAAGAUGAACCAGUAGGGGCCCUUGAGUAGACGUUCUCUUACUGCCUAUUUGGUGUUUCUUGGGGGGUUCUCCCAUUUCCUGGAAAACUAAGAAGCAAGCCACGUCUCACGUUCGUGUGCCGAGGCAGAAUAUAGGCAAUGACUUCUGUUACUUGUGAAAUCUUGUGGUUGAAAGGUUUAUUACAAUGCUUGGGUAUUUCACAUUCCUCACCCGUUUCUCUGUAUUAUGACAGUCAAGCGGAUGAUCCCGUCUUUUACGAGCGUACUAAACACAUCGAGAUCAACUGUCAUUUUGUUCGUGAUGAAAUUGUAUGUCAUACGAUUGCUACUGUUUAUACACCUACUUCUUUGCAAUUGGCUGAUAUUUUGACCAAAGCUCUUGGUCGUCGAUCUUUUCAUUUCUUACUUGCCAAGUUGAGCAUUCGCAAUCUUCAUGCUCCAACUUGAGGGGUAUUGAGA
Messenger RNA from Cuscuta europaea, 1128 nucleotides. The record is from the annotation of a GenBank genome assembly. NCBI's taxonomy places the organism in Eukaryota, Viridiplantae, Streptophyta, Magnoliopsida, Solanales, Convolvulaceae.